Molecule: messenger RNA, 2488 nt
Organism: Medioppia subpectinata
Lineage: Eukaryota; Metazoa; Arthropoda; Arachnida; Sarcoptiformes; Oppiidae
Source: the annotation of a GenBank genome assembly
AUGUGUGAGUGCAAUCGUGGUAAAGUGGCCUCAUGUCCGUCGGAUAUUCAUUCGCACACCAAUCGAGUGAUUGUCAAUCCAUCCGAUUAUCCUCUUUAUAACAAGAAUCGUAAUAUUGAGAUCACGACUUCAGCGAACCGUAAAUAUGUUUUCACUCUGGAAGCGGCGGAUCAGAUGCCCAAAGGGACGAUGGGUUUCAAUUUGCCAAUGCGAAAAUGGGCUCAACUGUCGAUCAACGAGAUAGUAGACGUCCGUCUCUACACUUUCAAUCCAAACACACAAUUGGUGUCCAAAAUUACACUAUCAGUGGAUUAUAUGCAAAAAACUGCCCCGACUUCGGAACCGUUUGACACGGAUGUGAUGGCCCGAGAGUUUCUCAUGCAAUUCCCGAGACAGGCCUUCACUGUUGGACAGGAGUAUGUCUUCAAAUUUUUGGACAAAAAACUUCUUAGACUUGGGAUUAAAGAGAUGGAAGUGUUGGUCAUCGAUGGUAUGCAAGACAACCAAAAGGGAAAAGAACCGCAAAAAGUAUUGAAUAUAUCAUUUACACAACUAUUUGUUAUACUAAUUGACCGAUUGUUUGCCUAUCAGAUCAAAACGGGACAAAUCAUUCCCGACACUCACGUAAUCUUCGAGAAGGCCGAGGGCUCGUCGAUCACACUGACGGGUCAGGCGAAGGGCAAAAUAGUGCGGCAAUCGAUUAUAAACCCGGACUGGGAUUUCGCGGCUAUGGGAAUCGGAGGACUCGAUAAGGAGUUUAACGCCAUAUUUCGGCGCGCGUUUGCCUCUAGAGUAUUCCCGCCGGAGAUCAUCGAACAGUUGGGUCUAAAGCACGUGAGGGGUAUAUUGUUGUUCGGUCCGCCCGGCACUGGAAAGACACUAAUGGCCCGACAAAUCGGCCAAAUGUUGAACGCGAGAGAACCCAAAAUAGUAAACGGACCGCAAAUUCUGGACAAAUAUGUCGGCGAAUCGGAGGCUAAUAUCAGGAAACUGUUUGCCGACGCGGAGGAGGAACAGAAACGUAUGGGAAUGAAUAGCGGUCUACAUAUCAUUAUCUUUGAUGAAAUCGAUGCCAUUUGUAAAGCUAGAGGUUCUGUGGCGGGCAAUACUGGAGUUCACGACACAGUUGUCAACCAAUUGUUGGCAAAGAUCGAUGGCGUCGAGUCUCUCAACAAUAUUCUGGUCAUUGGAAUGACUAAUAGACGAGAUAUGAUCGAUGAGGCGCUGCUUCGACCCGGAAGAAUGGAAGUGCAGAUGGAGAUCAGUCUCCCCGACGAACACGGGAGGCUCCAAAUCCUGAACAUCCAUACAUCCAGAAUGAGAUCAUUCAAGAAGAUGGCCAGUGAUGUGGAUUUGAACGAAUUGUCCGGACGUACGAAGAACUUCUCGGGCGCCGAGAUUGAGGGAUUGGUUCGGGCGGCGCAGUCGACUGCCAUGAAUCGGUUGGUGAAGGCGGAUAACAAAGUACAACUCGAUCCCGAGGCGUUUGAGAAGCUACUCAUCUCCAGAAAUGACUUCAUUCACGCGUUGGAGAACGACGUGAAGCCAGCGUUUGGCACAAGCAAUGAGGCAAUUGAGCGCUUCUACUCGACUGGAAUCAUGACAUGGGGUCAACCCCUUCAGGAUCUGCUCGACGACGGAAACCUCUUCAUACAACAGGCCAAAGACGGCGAGAUUCAGCGCGGAUUAGUCAGUAUUCUUCUGGAGGGCUCUCCAAACGCGGGAAAGACCGCUUUGGCGGCCAAACUGGCGCUUGAAUCGGACUUUCCGUUUGUCAAACUGUGUUCGCCCGAAGAUAUGGUGGGUUUUACCGAAACGGCUAAAUGUAUGCAAAUCCGCAAAGUGUUUGACGACGCGUACAAAUCGACGCAAAGCUGUAUUCUUAUCGACGACGUGGAGGGGCUCUUAGAGUACGGCGAUAUCGGCGCCCGUUAUUCCAAUGUUGUUCUGCAGGCGCUUCGCGUUCUCCUCAAGAAAGAGCCGCCGCCCGGAAAGAAACUGCUUAUUCUGUGCACAACCAGUCGUCGCGACGUUUUGGAGCAAAUGAAACUCUGCGCCUCCUUUACGACUGUCCUUCACGUACCGAAUCUGACAAAACCCGAGCACUUGACCACUGUUUUGCUGAAUUUGUCCGAAAACGGCAACUCUUGCUUCACUCGCGACGAGAUCUCAAGAAUUUCCAAAAAUAUUUCCUCCAAACGUCUCUCAGUUGGUAUCAAAAAGCUAUUGGCGUUCAUCGACUGGACCCGUCAGAUGGAUCCAAAGGCCCGGAGCUCUAAAUUUCUGGCCAAACUCGAAGAGGAAAUGGCUCUCCUUUAAAAGACUAUGCUUUUGAAAGACUAUGCUUUUGAUUUGGUCCAAGUAUUACACGAUAUAUCAAUAAAUAUAUAUAUAAUGUUAUAAAUUAUUGUUAACCAAAAUAUUUAUUUAGCAAAACGUUAAUUUAAAAACACGAGAUAUUAUUGCAUAGUUUUAAAUGAAUAUUUAG